CCGCCAGCGGCGACAUUUCAGCAGUCCGCCGCGGUCCCUGCGCCGUGUUCCUGCGCUCCUAGCUCUCUAGCCCCUCCCGCUCGGCCGAGGCCGGGGUCGGUAGGCUUGCACUCUCUGCAGCUGGACGCACUCCAUGCGGCCGCCCAGCAUGUCCGGGCACUUUCUGCUCGCGCCUAUCCCCGAGUCCUCCUCCGACUACCUCCUUCCCAGGGACAUCAAACUGGCCGUACUGGGCGCCAGCCGCGUGGGCAAGAGUGCAAUGAUCGUGCGCUUCCUGACCAAGAGAUUCAUUGGCGAUUAUGAACCGAAUACAGGCAAGUUGUAUUCACGGCUUGUUUCUGUCGAAGGAGACCAGCUCUCCUUGCAGAUCCAGGACACUCCCGGGGGAAUCCAGGUCCAAGACAACACCCAGGUGGUCGACUGCCUGUCCAAAUGUGUGCAGUGGGCAGAAGGCUUUCUGCUAGUCUACUCCAUCACGGACUACGACAGCUACCUGUCCAUCCGCCCCCUUUAUCAGCACAUCCGGAAGGUCCACCCUGACUCGAAGGUCCCUGUCAUCAUCGUGGGCAACAAGGGGGACCUUCUGCAUGCCAGGCAGGUGCAGACGGAUGACGGCAUCCACUUAGCCAAUGAGCUGGGCAGCCUGUUCCUUGAAAUUUCUACCAGUGAAAACUACCAAGACGUCUGUGAUGUGUUUCAGCAUCUCUGCAAAGAAGUGAGCAAGCUGCACAGCCUCAGUGGGGAGAGGAGAAGGACCUCCAUCAUUUCUCGGCCGCGCUCUCCCAACAUGCAAGACCUGAAGAGACGCUUCAAGCAGGCUCUGUCUCCCAAAGUCAAAGCCCCCUCUGCACUGGGGUAAAUCCAUCUCGGACAGACUGGCUUCUUUUUGGUAUGCAUUUGUGCAGCUAAGACUGGGGUCUCCCUUUUUAAUCAUACAUUCGGAGUUUAUUUUUAUACAGACUAUUGGUUUGUAAGUGUGUGUGUAAAUUCGGUGAUUAUCUAGAAGUUGGAUUUUUUUUUAAUAAAAGAUUUUUUUGUACUGUAACUGCUAGCCACUUUUCCAUUAAAGGCAAAAAGGCAACAUUG
This is a messenger RNA of Hipposideros armiger (great roundleaf bat), 1086 nucleotides long. RefSeq names its product RAS like family 11 member A (gene RASL11A). The transcript is spliced from 4 exons. The record is from RefSeq and is a predicted model, not a curated record. Gene Ontology annotation, molecular function: GTPase activity; GTP binding. NCBI's taxonomy places the organism in Eukaryota, Metazoa, Chordata, Mammalia, Chiroptera, Hipposideridae. Bases 134 to 859 code for a protein of 241 amino acids.